UAGUCUCAAGACAUCAAGUAAAAUGGCUUUCAAGUUCGUCGCUCUCGCUACCCUCUUGGCUGUUGCCAAUGCUGGUCUCCUCCCAGCCGCUCCAGUGGCUUAUGGUGGAUACGCCGCCCCAGUGGCCCAUGCCGCUUAUGCUGCCCCAGUUGCUCAUGCUUAUGCUUCCCCCAUCGCUAAAGUCGCUGCCCCAGUCGCUUAUGCUGCCCCAGUUGCCAAGGCUGUUGUUGCUGAAGCCUACGACCCUCAUCCACAAUACAACUACGGAUAUGGUGUUGAUGACCAUCUGACUGGUGACAGCAAGAGCCAACACGAACAACGUGACGGUGAUGUUGUCCAGGGUUCUUACUCCUUGACCGACUCUGAUGGUUUCCGUCGUACUGUUGACUACACCGCUGACCCAAUCCACGGUUUCAACGCUGUUGUUCGUCGUGAGCCUCUCGCCGUUAAGGCUGUUGCCCCAGUCGUCGCCAAGGUCGCUGCUCCAGUCGCCUAUGCCGCUCCAGUAGCUAAGGUCGCCGCUUACGCCGCCCCAGUUGCUCAUGCUGCCUAUGCUGCCCCAGUAGCCCACGCUUAUGCUGCUCCAGUAGCUCAUGCCUACGCUGCCCCAAUCGCUAAGGUUGCCGCUCCAGUAGCCUACGCCGCUGGCCCAGCUGCCUACUACCACCAUUAAGGAUUCCAAAAAUCUCAGCAUAUAUUUAUUAUAUUUAUUACUGAAAAAAUAAAAUCUAUGCAACUGCUAAA
Dalotia coriaria is the source of this 744-nucleotide messenger RNA. Its product is annotated as larval cuticle protein A3A-like. Lineage: Eukaryota; Metazoa; Arthropoda; Insecta; Coleoptera; Staphylinidae. Bases 23 to 673 code for a protein of 216 amino acids. The record is from RefSeq and is a predicted model, not a curated record. Gene Ontology annotation, cellular component: extracellular matrix. The transcript has 2 exons.